CUAGUUCUUCCGGGGCAGGCAGGCAGCGGGCCAGUUCCGGUGCCGAGCCGCUGUCUUGCAUGUUGUUGAUCGGCUCGGUUUCUUUGUAAAAAUGUCCCGCGGAUCGAGCGCCGGCUUCGACCGUCACAUUACCAUCUUCUCCCCGGAGGGGAGGCUCUACCAAGUAGAAUACGCAUUUAAAGCUAUAAACCAGGGCGGGCUCACUUCAGUCGCUGUUCGUGGCAAGGACUGUGCUGUAAUAGUUACACAAAAGAAAGUGCCGGAUAAACUUUUGGAUGCCAACACAGUCACUCAUCUUUUCAGAAUAACUGAAAAUAUAGGAUGUGUAAUGACAGGAAUGACAGCAGAUAGCAGGUCUCAAGUUCAACGAGCUCGUUACGAAGCAGCAAAUUGGAAGUACAAAUAUGGCUAUGAUAUCCCAGUAGACAUGCUGUGCAAGCGGAUUGCAGACAUUUCCCAAGUAUACACACAGAAUGCUGAAAUGCGACCUCUAGGAUGCUGUAUGAUUCUGGUAGGUGUGGAUGAAGAGCUUGGUGCUCAGGUUUAUAAGUGUGACCCUGCUGGUUAUUAUUGUGGUUUCAAGGCCACUGCUGCAGGAGUAAAACAGACAGAAGCCACAAGCUUCUUGGAAAAGAAAAUUAAGAAAAAACUUGACUGGAUUUAUAGUCAAACUGUCGAGACAGCAAUAACUUGUUUGUCCACAGUACUUUCCAUUGACUUCAAACCCUCUGAAAUUGAAGUAGGAGUGGUUACAGUGGAUAACCCGAAAUUUAGGAUUCUUUCAGAAGCUGAAAUUGAUGCACAUCUGGUUGCUCUAGCAGAGAGAGAUUGAAAUUCAUUUUGUUUAAGACUCUGUAUUUGUUACGUAAGAAACACUGUUAAUGGAAGACUGUAUGUUGCUGUAACAGAAUGCUCAUCCGCACUGUAUUUUAUUCUGUUCAAAUAAAACUGAGGUUUUUGAAAA
Pristis pectinata (smalltooth sawfish) is the source of this 964-nucleotide messenger RNA. It is a transcript of the gene psma6a, whose product is annotated as proteasome 20S subunit alpha 6a. Lineage: Eukaryota; Metazoa; Chordata; Chondrichthyes; Rhinopristiformes; Pristidae. Gene Ontology annotation, biological process: ubiquitin-dependent protein catabolic process. The transcript has 7 exons. Gene Ontology annotation, cellular component: nucleus; proteasome core complex, alpha-subunit complex; cytosol. The record is from RefSeq and is a predicted model, not a curated record. Bases 92 to 832 code for a protein of 246 amino acids.